AUGCCGGUCACCAGUGCCACGGCCUUUUCGUUGGUGGGAGAGCAGGGGAGUCGAAAUGGUCACGUGAAUAAACUUGACGACGUUCUUGUCGAAUACAGAGCUGUGCCACACCGAGAGGGGGAAGAAACUGUUAUGAGCUUGAAUGUUAUCCGUGGUUCAUAUCAAGCACAACGCGCUAUAUAG
Molecule: messenger RNA, 183 nt
Organism: Botrytis byssoidea
Lineage: Eukaryota; Fungi; Ascomycota; Leotiomycetes; Helotiales; Sclerotiniaceae
Exons: 1
Coding region: 1-183 (60 amino acids)
Source: RefSeq, a predicted model, not a curated record